CAGAUGAGUUUGUUAUAUCCGGGUUGGAGGGGAGUGUCACUCUGAGAUUUCCCAUAGAAACACGCUGGAAAAGCAGAGAGAGGGAGAGAGACUGGACGCGCGUAGCGGAACAUGGCAUCGGUCAGAGGAAAGCGAAAGCGCAUCGCCAUGGAUCCGUGAUCGGGAUAAACACGCACAGCGCGAUGGAUAAGACGCAGCCCGCCGCUAAAGCGAGGUCCGAGAGGAGCAGCACGGGUCGGACGGGCACGGCUCCGCGGGGGAAGAUCGCGCCGCUGCAGCCCGGACACACGCGCAGGAUAGAGGGGGUGCUCAGCAAAUACACCAACCUCAUCCAGGGCUGGCAGAACAGGUAUUUUGUGUUGGACUCUGAGUUGUCUCAGCUGCAGUAUUUUGUAAAUGAACAGGGGCGGAGCCAGAAGCCCAGAGGAUCUCUCCCUCUGAUUGGUGCAUCGGUAACGUCGAGCGAUGAGGCGCCAUUCAUGUUCAUCAUCAGCUCAGCCAAUGGAGAGCUCUUCAAACUCAGAGCGGUGGAUGCCACAGAACAGCAGCUGUGGAUGGCGCAGUUACAGGCCUGUACCAGACGCCAAUCAGACAGCAGUGCCAAGAUGAGGAAACUCAAGGAUUGUGAUGAGCGCCUGUGUGUUGACAGAACCCUGAAUACACUUGAUGCACAGGAUUCAUCAGGUCGUACACAGAGUUCCUCUCAUCUUCCUCAUCUUCCUCCGACAUCCUCUCCUGGAUCUCAGAGACAUCAUCUGCCUCAUCACGCAGCUCCCAGCAACAUCGUUACCAUAACGCACCAUAAGUCGCCUGCAGCUGCCCGCCGUGCCAAAAACCAGUACCCACAGCGCCUCCUGGAGGUCAAAGAGGCUAUGAAUCAGGCCGAAGGUCAUCAGAAGAAUCUCGUUCACUCCAUCGAGUCGUUGCAGACACGAGGACCCCUCUCCUGUCUAGAUCAAGACCUGCUGCUGCUCAAAGCAACGUCUGUCGCCACCCUCAACUGCCUUGGAGAGUGCCUGAGUAUUUUACAGAAGAGUGCCGGUCACAACAGCAACACUCAGACGGGCCACCACCAUGGCACGACCUCUGACAAUGUUCCUGUAUGGACCAUUCCAAACUCGCCCUCAGGAGAGCAUUUGAGGAAUGGCGGUGCUUCUACUCUGCCGUCGCCCACCCUCAGCAAGAAAACCCUGCUGUCGAACACUGAGGACCGUAUGGAGGUGAUGGAUUCAGAGGAUAAUGUUGAGGACGAUCUGGGCAUGUUGGAUGAUCAGAGGAGUGUUAUUCUACAUCUGCUGUCCCAACUCAAACUGGGCAUGGAUCUCACACGGGUGGUGCUUCCUACAUUCAUCUUGGAGAAACGCUCUCUACUGGAGAUGUACGCCAACUUCAUGGCUCAUCCUGACCUGUUCCUGGCCAUCUCCACGGGCAGCACACCUGAGGAGCGAAUGGUGCGUUUCGUCGAAUACUACCUGACCGCCUUCCACGAAGGACGCAAGGGCGCUGUUGCGAAGAAGCCCUACAACCCGGUGCUGGGUGAGACGUUCCACUGCUCGUGGGAGGUCCCACGAGACCAAGUCCGCCCUUUAAGAACUGGCGACCAUUCUGUGGGGUCAGGGGUGCCAGAGACAUGUACGAGGACCAAUCAGGAGGCAGUGGAGGCGGGGUCAGACUGUUAUAGAGUGCGUUUUGUGGCGGAGCAAGUUUCUCAUCAUCCUCCGGUGUCGGGGUUUUACUGCGAGUGUGCGGAGAGAGGCAUGUGUGUCAAUACACACGUGUGGACCAAGAGCAAGUUCAUGGGCAUGUCGGUGGGCGUCUCCAUGGUGGGCGAAGGUGUGUUGUAUCUGCAGGACCACGGCGAGGAGUAUGUAUUUACUUUCCCGAGUGCAUACGCUCGCUCAAUCCUCACCGUCCCGUGGGUAGAGCUGGGGGGAAAGGUCACGAUCAGCUGCGUCAAGACGGGAUACUCUGCCAAUGUCACAUUCCACACCAAACCCUUCUACGGGGGCAAAGUUCACAGGGUGACUGCAGAAGUCAAGCUGAACUCCAGCAGUUUCAUCGUGUGUAAAGCUCAGGGCGAGUGGAACGGGACGCUAGAGUUCACCUACAGCAGCGGAGAGACCAAAGUGAUUGACACCGCCAAACUGCCGGUCAUCAGAAAGCGGAUUCAUCCGGUGGAGAAACAGGGGCGGACUGAAUCAAGGCGUCUUUGGCAGCACGUCACCAGAGCGUUGAAGGACGAUAACGUCGAUCUGGCGACUGAACACAAGCAUGUGUUAGAAGAAGACCAGAGAUCAGAGGAGAGACAGAGAGCCGCUAACAACGUGACCUGGAAACCCUCAUACUUCAGCAAAGAGGGUGACGGUUGGGUGUACAGAAACCCAUUAUGGAAGACACCCCUCUGACCAACGAGGUUGAAAACAAAGACUGGAUCUCACAUUCAGGAGAAUAUGGAUGACCCACAAUAUAGACCGCAGGAAAUCAGACGUGCACACAGACACGUGGCGUAGAACUUUUAUACUCUGUAUAAAUGAUAUAUUAUUUUUCACAACACCUAAUCAAACCUUUGGGGUGAUGCAUAUAUAUGCACAGACUUUAUGUGAUUUGCUAUUUGAUGUUUUGUUAACCGAUUGAUUUAGUUUAUAUUCAAGCUUUUAUACCAGAACCAAAACACUCCCGGGUCACAUUUCAUCCCAAUAUUAAAGUAUUUCAUUUUUGAUUUUGUGCUGAAAUGUGAACUUGGCGUGUUCUUGGUAUUGUGAAGCGUAUCCAGAAACGCGUCUGAUGGUUUGGGUAAUGCAACUGAGAGAUAUUAACAUGUAAAGACUUCUAUUAUAAAUGCAGGUUUUUACCAAAACAACCUAAUUAUGAUGCUGAAUGAUAUUUUCCACUGUGUAUCCUGGAUGCAGAUUAAGACUAAAGAGUUCUCGGGUCUUAAAACUGUGUUCAGUGGUUCUGGAAGUAUUCCCAAUUGUUCCUAAUUCCCAAUAUUGUUAUCAAAGUUAAAACUUAAUUUUUUUAUUAUUUGAAAUAAACUUGCCAUGGCAAUC
This is a messenger RNA of Xyrauchen texanus (razorback sucker), 3050 nucleotides long. Its product is annotated as oxysterol-binding protein-related protein 10. Gene Ontology annotation, cellular component: intracellular membrane-bounded organelle; membrane; cytosol. Gene Ontology annotation, molecular function: cholesterol binding. The transcript has 13 exons. The record is from RefSeq and is a predicted model, not a curated record. The coding region runs from base 183 to 2405 and encodes 740 amino acids. Lineage: Eukaryota; Metazoa; Chordata; Actinopteri; Cypriniformes; Catostomidae.